This is a messenger RNA of Dimorphilus gyrociliatus, 665 nucleotides long. NCBI's taxonomy places the organism in Eukaryota, Metazoa, Annelida, Polychaeta, Dinophilidae. The record is from the annotation of a GenBank genome assembly.
GAAAUGUUACGACGCCAUCUAUAGUAAAAGGUUUAUCUCUUUCGCUUAUGAAAAGGCUGAUAAACGGCGUAGAUAUGUUAAAUAUUCGAAAUGCGGCCCGUCACAACCAAAAUUAUAAGUUAGUGGUUGUUGGAGGUGGCGGAGUCGGCAAAAGCGCGUUAACUAUUCAAUUUAUCCAGAGUUAUUUUGUAACCGAUUACGAUCCAACUAUUGAAGACUCUUAUUCGAAGCAAUGUGUCAUUGAUGGAGUUGUUGCUCGCUUAGACAUAUUGGACACUGCUGGACAGGAAGAAUUUAGCGCAAUGAGGGAACAAUAUAUGAGAUCAGGGGAGGGGUUUAUUGUUUUAUAUUCGGUAGCCGAUAGGAAUAGUUUCGAUGAUGUCUCGAAAAUGUUUAAGCAAAUCUGUCGUGUAAAAGAAAGUGAAGACUAUCCGAUGCUGAUCGUUGGUAAUAAAAUCGAUUUAGAGAAUCAAAGAAAUGUUUCCACGGAAGAGGGACGUAAUUUGGCAAACAGUCUAGGUCUACAAUUUGUUGAGGCAAGUGCCAAACUGGGAACAAACGUUGAACUUUGUUUUCAUCAGUUAGUACGGAUUGUUAGGAAGUAUAGAGCCACAACUACACAAGAUUCAAAAAAUUCCUGCCGUAAAAAGUGUAUCCUGCUCUAA